AUGAAUCCUCCGAACCAACCCUCAAGAUCUACUAGCAGCCGUCGGAAGGGCAAGAAAGAGAAAUAUGGUCAGAACCCCAAUGGCCAGAUCUCUCAAGACAGGACUGCAAAGCCUCAAACUUCACACACAUCGACGGCGACCCAAACCGUGUCUCUCCUCCAGAUUUGGGCUCCGACUCUAGUUCUCAUCUUCGGCGGCUGUUGCUCCAAUGUCUACACUUUGGAAUCGUUAAUUCACGCUUCUCCCUCCUCAGGCCCAUUGAUCACGGCUUUCCAAUUCCUCCUCGUGGCCGCCGCGACUGCGCCACAGCACCUCUCGUAUUCGCGCGGAUGGCGGAAUUUCUACCUUCGCGAACGUGCCAUUCCCCUGCGCAAAUGGAUCAUCUACACCGCCUACUUCCUCAGCGUUAAUAUCCUGAACAACAUGGCAUUCAAAUACCGCAUCAGCAUCCCCUUACACAUCAUCCUGCGGUCCGCCGGGCCCGUUACCACAAUGGCAGUGGGGAGAAUAUGGGGUGGCAAGAAAUACCCAGCGCAGAGAGUCAUCGCGGUGAUUCUUCUCUUCGCCGGCGUGGUCCUCGCCGCGAUAUCAGACGCGUGGUCGAAACAAGCCGAGACGGAAGCCCAGAUCGAUCACCAGACAAUGGACACCAAACUCACAUCUAGGGCAGCGCUGUCAGCAAUAUCUUCCCAAGCCCCGGGAUUUGCCCUGCUGGCAUCGGCUCUUCUCUUGUCAGCAUGUAUGGGCUUGUUCGCCGACGACAUGUACUCGACCCACGGCCGGUCCGGAGCCAUCACAGCUGAAACCCUCUUCUACAGCCACGCCAUGUCUCUCCCCUUCUUCGCGAGCCAGGCGAAACCACUAAUGCAGGAAUUUGCCAACGUGACCGCCGUCUCCAGCUUCAGCAGCAAUACGGGCAGGGGCCUCACUACAACAACAUCCUGGUUCACUGCAAACUCGACAUCCAUGCCAAAACGGCCGAAACUUCUCCCUCCAAUUACCCCUUCAUCGCCGCUCUCUUCACUCCCUUAUCUACCAGUGAACAUCCACAUUCCACGCCCGGUCCUCUUACUCCUCUUAAACGCCAUGACCCAACUGCUCUGCAUCAUCGGCGUAAAUCGACUCUCUGCGCAAUCCAGCUCGCUCACUGUCAGCAUCGUGCUGAACAUCCGCAAACUCGCCAGCCUGGUUCUCAGCAUUUGGCUCUUUGGCAACACGCUGCCGCUAGGUGUCGUCGUUGGCGCGGCCCUCGUCUUCGUCGGCGGUGGACUCUAUGCUUUGCCCAGCAAUAACGUGAAUGCGAAACAGCGGAAAUCAAAGACGAGUUGA
This is a messenger RNA of Rhinocladiella mackenziei CBS 650.93, 1329 nucleotides long. RefSeq lists its product as uncharacterized. The transcript has a single exon. Gene Ontology annotation, biological process: transmembrane transport. Lineage: Eukaryota; Fungi; Ascomycota; Eurotiomycetes; Chaetothyriales; Herpotrichiellaceae. The record is from RefSeq and is a predicted model, not a curated record. The coding region runs from base 1 to 1329 and encodes 442 amino acids. Gene Ontology annotation, molecular function: UDP-N-acetylglucosamine transmembrane transporter activity. Gene Ontology annotation, cellular component: Golgi membrane; endoplasmic reticulum membrane.